Messenger RNA from Camelina sativa (false flax), 655 nucleotides. The record is from RefSeq and is a predicted model, not a curated record. NCBI's taxonomy places the organism in Eukaryota, Viridiplantae, Streptophyta, Magnoliopsida, Brassicales, Brassicaceae.
UUCUUGUUAAACAACUUCAAUCUCCCACCAGAUAAAGCUUUAGCUGUAUACGUUCAAUCCCCAGGAUCAGCUUUUGUGUUCUGUGGUGCUGUGACUUUAGCUAGACCAUCUGCGGUUCUAUCACUCCAGUGGCCUGAACCUGGUAGUGCUGCUCAGAUGCAGCUCACGGCGGGUGAUUCGAGCUCUUUAUCGGCCAAGAUCGGUGUUUCUGUUGAGGAUGCGGCGGCGUUGAGUUCGAUGGAUGUUGUGGCGGAGAGGAGGAUUGAGAGAUUGGCUAUGAAAGUUGGGGAGAAUCUGUUUAACUUUAUGCAGUCUUUUUGUGGUGUUGAUGGAAGUAAAUUGGUUGUUCCUAUGGAUAUUUUGGAUCGUUGGUUCAAGAAGUUUCAGGAGAAAGCUAAACGUGAUCCUGGUUUCCUCAAAACCUUUGCUUUGUAAGGUUAGGUGUUUUUUUUUUUUUUUUAAUCUCUUUUGGUUCUGUAUGAUGAAUUGAACCAGAGAUUGUAGUUUUACUUGGUUUAUGAUCUUGCUUCACUGUACUACAAUGGUGGGUUUUGUCCCAUUUUGAUAUUGGGUUCUGUAUGAUGGAUUGAACAAGUGAUUGUAGUUUUACUUCGUUUGCCAGUGUUCUCCUUGCUUUACAUAUGAAUUAUUAUCA